UCUCGUGAUCAAGAGAGAGCAACCACGAGCAUCACUUCACGGAUUUCCCUCCUUUUUCUUCUUCCUUUUCCCCUUCGUUGUCCAUUCCGUUGUCUUCUUCGUCACCGGCAUCAGCUCUAGCUACGAGAAAGAAAGAAAAUCUAAAGAAAAAAAAAAAAACAACCGCUUUGAAAUUCUCCGGUUCGUUCAUUGACGGCGACCGGUUCCGUUUUUUCUUCUCUCGAUUUGGUUCAUCACGAACGAUAGGACUCCCUUUUUGUCCUGUCUACGUUGAAACUCUCGUGUGUGAUUCUAUUUAUCUAAAAAAAAAAAACAACAAAAAUCUUUGUAUAACCAUUCCUCUCUCACACACAAAUUCAUUCACAAGUUGAAUUCAAUUUCUGAACGAAACGUGCGCUAGCCUUGGGUUUAAACACCUCCAUUUUUUCUUUUUUACAUUUUAAAUUUCUCUGUUUCAUCGUCGAGCUGUGUUAUAGCGAGUGUGCGUGUUAUCGGUGGACAAAAGCCGGGUGGGCGCAAUAGACUGAAGAAAUUAAAGGAAAAAGGCCCGAAAAAGAAAUUUCAACCGAAAAGAAAAAAAAAAACGAAGAUCCAAAAUAAAACAAACGUAAACAAGAUAGAUAUUCAAGUUCGACGACCUGCUAAUAGCUGAAACGGAGACACAUUGGACUGUCGGCUCCCCAUUAGGUCAUUAGGCCUAACAGUCUCGUGCGUCGAAAAAUAAAUUGCCAACGACUUUGAAUUGUCUCUGCCGCCUGUGUAUAAAAAAAACUAAACCGCACCCCUUUUUUCGUGUGUGUCUUUGUGGCUGUGUGUAGUUGAUCGUGUGUCGUGAGUCUUAUCUCCCCCCCCCAAAAAAAAAGACGAGCUAAGAAAGGACAGAAAAGAAAAAAAGAAGCUUAGCAGUUUAACACACGUUUCAUCGAGGAACGUUGACUCCGGAUGGUGGACCGGUUUGCCGCUGCCCAUCAACUUGAGCGUCGCCACAGAACACGAGAAGAAACGACGGCGAAGAAGUCAUGAACUUUUAACGACCGGCGACGACGAUACGAUGUUGAUGAUGAUGACGACGACGAUGCGGGCGACAACGGAUAAAGUGACGAGCCGAACGGCCGCCUACGUCGCGCUACUUCUCGUCUACGUCUCGCUGUCGGCCAUGCAUUCGGCCAACGCUUGGCGCAACGACCGCAGACCCAAAUUUUUUGGCGAUAAAGUGCCGGUGAAAAUGCUGAACCCAGUACACCAAAGUACGCAGAAGAAGAUCGUGAUGUAUCACAAUUUCUUCCGAUCACGGGUCCAUCCUCCAGCUGCUGACAUGUUGGCCAUGACUUGGCACGCUGAAGCCGCAAGAGAUGCACAACGCUGGGCGGACCAGUGCCAAUUCCUGAUCCACGACAAUGUCACCGGCCGAUGGGUUGACGACUUCGGAUCUUGUGGCCAGAACAUAUUCGUAUCGACUCAUCAAGUUCCAUGGAUGUUCGCCACUAAAACGUGGUUCCUGGAGAAACACAACUUUACGUACGGCUCGCCGCAGAACAAUCUGUUCGAGGUGGGCCACUACACUCAGAUGGUGUGGGCGGCAACGCACAAAGUCGGUUGCGGUUUCACCAAAUGUCCAUACAGACCUGACAAACGGUCGAGGACGACCAAAAGAUCUGGCGGAAGGUCGUCGAUCAAACAUCCGAAAUACUUUUACAACUAUGUUUGUAAUUAUUGCCCGAUAGGGAAUUAUAUGGAACGUCUGGGCCGUCCAUACAAGAAAGGCCCGUCCUGCGGCCGCUGCAAGGGAUCCUGCAAGUUGCGCAAACUUUGCACCAAUUCCUGCUCAUACGCCGACUUGUGGGUCAACUGUCGCGAGCUAAACACAACGUGGAACCAGUGGCUUUGUCACAACAAUUCCAAGGAAGGACUCGACCGAAAGAGACACUGUCGGGCAACGUGUGAAUGCACCGGCAAAAUCUACACGCAGCUCGGCCGCAUCAAAGUGUAGAGACGAAAACCAAGGAAAUCUGCCCAUUGAAUGGAAGAAUAAAAACUAAAAAAUCUAAAAAAAAAAAAAAAAAAAGGAAAUAAAUUAUACUAUAUAGCUAGAUAGAGGAAGAAAAGGGAGAACGAGUGCACCUUUUCUUCUCCAUCUCACUGCCCCGGAACGAUAUUUUCUAAUUUUUAAAGCCACCCUUUUGCAAGGCUCGAGAUUAGAAUGACGGGUAUGACUGUUAAGUGGUCAUAAUUUUAAUGUAGAACAAAUGAAGAACGAGGACUAAGAAUGACACGUACAGUAACUUGGCUGUGAACCGUCGCCUGCCAGUUGAACAUACUGUUUUUCUAGCCCUGAAAACGGCUACAAAUGCUAUCAGGAUUUGAGGACAAAUCGAUAUGGUACGCGAAGUGCAGACAGUCCGUUUGUGAUUUGACUAUACACACGUGUACCUUAUGUCUCCGCCAUGUUAUUUAUACAUAUUAUAUAUAUACGAUAUACGCUGUGGUUAUUAUCGCCUGUAAUUCCCACUCACGUAACGACAUAAUUGAAAACAUUCAUUAACCGUUCGCUUUUGACUCUGCAAUCCUUUCCGCUCUCCAAGAAAACUGCUCCAGACAAGCUCCUCUCACUAUAUCUGCUCCUGUUAUAGCCCAUAUGUCUUAAUCCAUAUCUUGUAUACAAUACGUUUCGCAAGUAUCUUCAUCAAUCUCUGUCAUCGUCGCCCCAUUUUAAGCCAGUGUAUCAGGCAUUUUGUGCGACAAAAAUACACUGGUCAAUUCGGUAGGAGCCUAUUGGCCCCUGGUACGCUACCUGUUUUGGCUGAA
Molecule: messenger RNA, 2805 nt
Organism: Daphnia carinata
Lineage: Eukaryota; Metazoa; Arthropoda; Branchiopoda; Diplostraca; Daphniidae
Product: serotriflin-like
Exons: 5
Coding region: 1052-1990 (312 amino acids)
Cellular component (GO): extracellular region
Source: RefSeq, a predicted model, not a curated record